This is a messenger RNA of Poecilia latipinna (sailfin molly), 5155 nucleotides long. RefSeq names its product glutamate receptor, ionotropic, kainate 5 (gene grik5). Gene Ontology annotation, cellular component: membrane. Gene Ontology annotation, biological process: monoatomic ion transport. Lineage: Eukaryota; Metazoa; Chordata; Actinopteri; Cyprinodontiformes; Poeciliidae. The transcript is spliced from 20 exons. Gene Ontology annotation, molecular function: ligand-gated monoatomic ion channel activity; signaling receptor activity. The record is from RefSeq and is a predicted model, not a curated record. The coding region runs from base 2462 to 5140 and encodes 892 amino acids.
GAGAGAGAGAGAGAGAGAGAGAGAGAGAGAGAGCUGAUUAGAUUGGAGAGAGCCAAGGAGGUACGGCUGUACUAUUGAGCAGAGGGAGUGCGUGACUGAGUGAACGCCGAAUCACAGUGAAGUCCACAGCCAGGCGGACGAACUGGACCUAAAUCAACAAAUGGAGACUGAAAAACUGGAUGGAUACUGCGUAUAAAGGAGGAAGUGUUUGUCUUAAUGUGUGUGUAUCUCUGCAUCAGAGCUGCGAGGAGCCCACGGGGAGGCGAGGGAAAAUAGCGGACAACUCAUUCGUCUCCCUUGGAAGCAGAGCUGUGAGCCGGAACAGAGUCAACCGUGGGACUCGCUGGGAUUUUGAAUAUAAUCUCACGCCGGUGUGUGUGUGUGUGUGUGUGUGUGAGUCAGUGUGUGUAAGCUGAUAAUAGCAGCUCCAUUGGUAUUCAGCGGAGGGAGCUCCAGGAUCUCGCUGCGCCUUUUCCCCGGGAUGGGAUCACAGAGCAGGGAUUGUGCUUGCCUGAGGAGAGCCCGCUGAAAUGGGCCCGAAGCCUGGGAGCGGUGGUCGCCGAAUGGCCAACACGUUCCCUUCAGCAGCCAGCUUUCCACACCUGACCAUCUCCAGCAUCUCCAGCCGUCCGCUGCAGCCAGCGCUGAGCCUGCAGAAUUGAGGUUGGGGUUUGCCUGGAGCCGACUGCAGGAAGCAGAGAUAAGCAGGCCUCGGAGGAGUCGACGUGCCACCAGCCACCAGUCAGUGCGUCGAGCAAUUAAGCUGCUUGAACUUCAUGUGAAAUGAAAUAUGAUGCGGUGAUGCUUGAGCAGCGGUACGGAGCUUUUGGACGUGUACGGAUUUAUUGGCCGGAUAUUUCAUUGAGAUUACGACACUUUUGGGGCGCACCUCAGUGCCGGGUCACUUUUUCCACAUAAGUUUGUGGGCAAAGGCGAGUAAUUGAAAAUCACCCCCCCCUGGGAGGCUAGUUUUUAUUUUUACUUUUUUUUUUUUUUCAAAGGAGCAGCUUCUGUACCUGAAAUUCCCUGUCCCUUCUCUCACAUUGCAGAGAAAUAUAUUAUGAAGCAGCACCAUUCUUCUUCAUCCUCCCUCAGUGACGGAGAGGGAAGAGGGACAGACUGUCCAGAAUAGAUAACGAAUAAGGAGACAGCCACAGAGCAAAGGAGGAGGAGGGUGGGGGAGCAGAAAACAGAAGGACAGGUGGAGAAAAUAACACGAAAGGAGACAGACAGAAGAGAGAGCGAGAAAAAAACCCCAGAAUUAACUAGGAUUGUCCAGCGUCCCUUUUUUUAGACCUCCUGUAAUUCGUCUGGGGUGUGUUGGAGGGUAGUUAACGCCAUGGGCAGGGGAGGGGUCAGGAUUUCAGCCAGAGGGGGGGCUUGAGUUCACUGUCUGGUCUGAAGCUGCUGUCUCUGCGUGUUGGUGUUUGAACUAAACCAUGGCCCGGUAAACAGACACCUGUAAGGACUGACAGAGAAGCUCUGAGACUGAGAGGAAGACAGCUACACAGCCGAAGUGUCAGGCAAAAAAAAAAAAAAAAGGCAGCAGACAUCCAGAGCUGGCAGAGCCGACGUUCUGCAUUUCAUUGUCAUUCCACUCACUGUUUUCAGAGGAGGUAAGAAGAAGCGAAGAGGAGCAUCCUCGUGUUUGUGGCUCCUUUAGGAUCCAUCUAAGUCAGUACCGUUGCACUGAAGAAAGCCCAACAUACAGCAAAGGGAGGGUUGUUACUAAAAAGGAAAUCCAGGUUGGAAAGAGAGAGAGGGUGGGAGGCAGACAGAAGCGGAGCGAGAGAGCAGGUGUCAGAAAUCCUCCCCUUCAUCUGCUUGUCAUUUACUCCUUUAUGCUCGCUCGUCGUUUGGCACAGGGAUUGAUUUUCUGACGCCGGCGUUACUCCUCCUAUAAGCCCUCUGCAGUCCCUGGGUGCAAGCGAGACAGAGGAGAGCAGAAUAAGACCACAACAACAACAACAACAACAACAACAACAACAACCACAAGAAAGGGAAAAGAUGGAGCCUUUCUCAUUGACUGAUUUUUCACCCCCUGCUUUUCCAGUUUGUCGAGAUGGCCUCUUGUUAUUUUUUCUCUGAGUAAAGCGAAAGAAGAAAAACACCCACCAAAUCAAUCCCUCAUUCUGUUUGUACUCAAGAACUGAAUCUCCCCUCUCAUCGACUGUUCCUCUACAUGGAUUACCUUUUCCUCUGAGUUUUAAACACUGGCUUGCUCCAGAUUUCCUCCACACAUCCUCCCCUCCAGUGACAAACUCCUCUAGCUCCCCCCGCCAGCCUCCGUCCCCCCGUCACCCGCCGGCUGAGGUGCAGGAACUCUGUGCCGUCGGAUCCUAGCGCCCUCGUUGACUCACCACUACAGCUAUAGUAUGGCACGGCCCCUCUGAAACUGUCUGAAUCAUUCUGUGUUGGUGCAGGCAGCCAGCAGACCGUUCUCCAUGAGGAGCAGUAGAAGAUGCCGGCUCUGCCAGCACUGCUGCUGUCAAUACGCUUCCUCUCCUUCCUGCUAGUCACGAUGCCACCACUCUCCCUCAGUCAGGCCCCUCUGCUCUCCUCUGUCCGCAUGGCUGCCAUUCUGGAUGACCAGUCUGUGUGUGGGCGCGGGGAGCGGCUGGCGCUGGCCCUGGCCAGGGAGAACAUCAACAGCGUGAUAGAGGGUUCAGUGCAAGCCCGAGUGGAGGUGGACAUAUACGAGCUGCAAAAAGACUCCCAGUAUGACACCACCGACACCAUGUGCCAGAUUCUACCCAAAGGCGUCGUCUCUGUGAUCGGUCCAGCCUCCAGCCCCGCCUCCGGCUCUACUGUCAGUCACAUAUGUGGGGAGAAAGAGAUCCCUCAUAUAAAAAUUGGUCCAGAGGAAACUCCCCGCCUGCCUUACCUGCGCUUUGCCUCGGUUACUCUGUACCCCAGCAACGAGGAUCUGAGCCUGGCCAUAGGCUCCAUCUUGCGCUCGUUCAGCUACCUGUCUGCCAGCUUGGUCUGCGCCAAGGCUGAAUGCCUGCUGAGGUUGGAGGAACUCGUCCGUCGCUUUCUCAUCUCGCGGGAGACGCUGUCCGUCAGGAUGCUGGACGACAACCUGGACCCCACGCCCCUCCUAAAGGAGAUCCGUGACGACAAAGUGGCCACCAUCAUCAUUGACGCCAACGCUUCGGUCUCUUAUCUCAUCCUCAAGAAGGCGUCAGAGCUGGGAAUGACAUCAGCAUUUUAUAAGUACAUCCUCACCACCAUGGAUUUUCCCCUCCUGAGACUGGAUGACAUUGUGGAUGAGCAGUCCAACAUCGUGGGUUUCUCCAUGUUCAACACCACACAUCCGUUCUAUUUGGAGUUCAUCAGGAGCCUGAACCUUUCAUGGAGGGAGGGCUGCGAUUUGACGUAUCCCGGCCCUGCGCUCUCUUCAGCGCUGAUGUUUGAUGCCGUUCAUGUGGUUGUGGGGGCCGUCAGGGAAUUGAACCGCAGUCAGGAAAUUGGAGUAAAGCCCCUGAGCUGCACCUCGCCUCAGAUCUGGCAACACGGGACCAGCCUCAUGAAUUAUCUUCGCAUGGUGGAGUACGAUGGCCUGACGGGGCGAGUGGAGUUCAACAGCAAAGGUCAGAGAACCAACUACACCCUGCGGAUCCUGGAGAAACACAGAGGAGGCCACAAAGAGAUUGGGAUCUGGUACUCCAACAACACUUUGGCAAUGAACUCCACCAGUUUGGAUAUUAAUGUCUCAGAGACGCUGGCGAACAAGACCUUGAUUGUCACCACCAUCCUGGAGAACCCGUAUGUGAUGCGCAAGGACAAUUACCAGGAUUUCGAGGGAAACGAGCAGUACGAGGGUUUCUGUGUUGACAUGCUGAGGGAGCUGGCAGGCAUCUUAAAAUUCUCCUUCAAGAUCAAGCUGGUGGAUGAUGGGCUGUAUGGGGCCCCGGAGCCCAACGGCUCUUGGACCGGCAUGGUUGGAGAGCUGAUCAACAGGAAAGCGGACCUGGCCGUGGCAGGCUUCACCAUCACAUCAGAGAGGGAGAAAGUUAUCGACUUCUCUAAGCCUUUCAUGACCCUGGGGAUCAGCAUCUUGUACCGAGUUCAAUUGGGUCGGAAGCCAGGCUACUUCUCCUUCCUGGAUCCUUUCUCUCCAGCUGUCUGGCUCUUCAUGUUACUCGCCUACCUGGCUGUCAGCUGCGUGCUCUUCCUGGCAGCAAGGUUGAGCCCCUACGAGUGGUACAACCCUCAACCGUGUCUGCGGGAGCGCAGGGACAUACUGGAGAACCAGUACACACUGGGAAACAGCCUGUGGUUCCCCAUCGGCGGCUUCAUGCAGCAGGGAUCAGAGAUAAUGCCCAGAGCCUUGUCCACCAGAUGUGUCAGCGGUGUGUGGUGGGCGUUCACGCUCAUCAUCAUCUCCUCCUACACGGCCAACUUGGCAGCCUUCCUGACCGUUCAGAGGAUGGAGGUUCCCAUCGAGUCUCCAGAUGAUUUGGCUGACCAGACCAACAUCGAGUACGGCACCAUUCAUGGAGGAAGCACCAUGACUUUCUUCAUGAACUCUCGGUACCAGACGUACCAGCGGAUGUGGAACUACAUGAACUCCAAACUGCCCAGCGUUUUUGUGAAAAGCACAGAGGAGGGCAUCGCCCGUGUUCUCAACUCCAAGUACGCCUUCCUGAUGGAGAGCACCAUGAACGAGUAUCACCGCGGCCUCAACUGCAACCUCACACAGAUAGGAGGACUGCUGGACACCAAGGGCUACGGCAUCGGCAUGCCGCUAGGAUCUCCAUUCAGAGAAGAGAUCACGCAGGCCAUCCUCCAGCUGCAUGAGAAUAACAGGCUGGAGAUUCUGAAGAGGGGGUGGUGGGACGGAGGCCAGUGUCCCAAAGAGGAGGACCACCGUGCCAAGGGUGAGCUGCCUUUCUUCUCUGCUGCCUCAUCCUCUCUAAUGUCCCCACUAAUGGCUUCCUCACUCUCUGCUAGACUGCAGCUAAUGGCUGAUGUCUGUCCUGAUGUCGCUGUAAAGGGACAGCAAACUAAACUAAACUGUUUGUCUCAGGUAGUGUGUAAGAGUUUGUGUUUAAAGUCCCAGCCCCAGUGUAAAAAGAGUUUAUCUCUUAAACGCGUCCGUUUGGCAAAAAUAGGAUACAAGUAUCUGCUCACAUAAAAGCUUUUACAUAAA